This is a messenger RNA of Nannospalax galili (Upper Galilee mountains blind mole rat), 1557 nucleotides long. It is a transcript of the gene Rnf126, whose product is annotated as ring finger protein 126. Gene Ontology annotation, molecular function: ubiquitin protein ligase activity. Gene Ontology annotation, biological process: protein ubiquitination. Gene Ontology annotation, cellular component: cytoplasm. The record is from RefSeq and is a predicted model, not a curated record. Lineage: Eukaryota; Metazoa; Chordata; Mammalia; Rodentia; Spalacidae. Bases 124 to 1065 code for a protein of 313 amino acids. The transcript is spliced from 10 exons.
UUGCCGUGCGUGCCGUGCGUGCCAUGCGUAUGCGUGCGCGGGCGCGUCGGCCGGCGAGGGAGCAGCAAACGGCCGGCGGCGGGCGCCGCGCGGGGGGCGGGCGGCGCGGAGGCGGCAGUGGCCAUGGCCGAGGCGUCGCCGCACCCCGGACGCUACUUCUGCCACUGCUGCUCGGUGGAGAUCGUGCCGCGUCUGCCGGAUUACAUCUGCCCAAGGUGCGAGUCUGGCUUCAUCGAAGAGCUUCCAGAAGAGACCAGGAACACAGAAAACGGUUCUGCCACUUCCACAGCCUCCACAGACCAGAGCCGGCAGCCAUUCGAGAGUGUGGACCAGCACCUGUUCACGCUGCCCCAGGGCUACAGCCAGUUUGCUUUCGGUAUCUUCGACGAUAGCUUCGAGAUCCCCACGUUCUCUUCUGGGGUGCAGGCUGAUGAUGGCAGGGACCCUGAGAGCCGGCGGGAGAGAGAACACCAGUCCCGGCAUCGGUAUGGCGCCCGGCAGCCCCGCGCCCGCCUCACCGCCCGGCGGGCCACCGGCCGGCAUGAAGGCGUCCCCACGCUGGAAGGGAUCAUCCAGCAGCUGGUGAACGGCAUCAUCUCGCCAGCCGCCGUCCCCAGCCUGGGCCUUGGCCCCUGGGGCGUCCUACACUCAAACCCAAUGGACUAUGCCUGGGGCGCUAAUGGACUGGACGCCAUCAUCACACAGCUCCUUAAUCAGUUUGAGAACACAGGCCCCCCACCUGCAGACAAAGAGAAGAUCCAGGCCCUCCCCACCGUCCCUGUCACCGAGGAACACGUGGGCUCUGGGCUUGAGUGCCCUGUGUGCAAAGAUGACUACGCACUGGGUGAGAGUGUGCGCCAGCUGCCAUGCAACCACCUGUUCCACAACAGCUGCAUCGUGCCCUGGCUGGAGCAGCAUGACAGCUGCCCUGUCUGCCGCAAGAGCCUCACAGGACAGAACACAGCCACCAACCCUCCGGGCCUUACUGGUGUGGGCUUCUCCUCCUCCUCGUCCUCGUCAUCCUCCAACUCACCCAGUAAUGAGAAUGCCACAAGCAACUCCUGAGUUCACCCCACCCUGCAUGGGUCGGGCCACCUGCCCACCUCAGCUGCCCAGCACUGCUCACAGUGGACUAAGGUGCUGUGCUUGGUAGCCCAGAAUCGGGCGGGUCACCAGGCUGUGGCAGGCUCGGACUUGGCUGGCCGUCCCUGGUUGGAGGCGCCCGGGCUCAUGUCCUGGCAGGCGCCUUCCAUCCGUCUUUAACUUCACCCUCCACAUGUUCAACAGCAGAAGGGUUUUUAUGAUUUUAAAUUAUUACUGCUUUGAAAUAAAUGGACGUUUGAGCCACGUGCAGCCAUCCGUGGUCUGUGCAGUCCACAGAGCCAUCGUCAGGCCAGCCAGCCACAGGCCCUGGAGGCUGGGCCCAACGCCCUGCCUCAUCACCUUGGGACCAGGAAUGUGCCUGGCAGACCUGGAACAAACUGCUCCAGCAGACGUUUUUUUUUCAAAGGGAGAUGUGUGUCUGGAAAGUUAUUUAAAUACAUCUGUGGAAAAGCA